This is a messenger RNA of Daldinia decipiens, 1545 nucleotides long. RefSeq lists its product as uncharacterized. The transcript is spliced from 3 exons. Lineage: Eukaryota; Fungi; Ascomycota; Sordariomycetes; Xylariales; Hypoxylaceae. The record is from RefSeq and is a predicted model, not a curated record. Bases 617 to 1468 code for a protein of 283 amino acids.
GUCUAGUUCUGUAACCUAGGGCUUUCUAGACAUGCUACGUGAAUGCUUAAUAUGUUUAAAGCGUCUGUUACCUCUACGAUAUGCACUGCGAGACCUGCGAAACUCCUUCACACAGCAAUAGCCCCAACAUCACUUGAACUAUUUAUUGAGACCCUCCUUAUCUUACCAACAUAUCCUGCGGCCGUUAUUGAUAAACUGUUCGUGAAUAUUGGUAAUUCUCGUUAGAAGCGGUGUCGUUGCCAGGCUCGAUCAGGAUGCUGGUUACCCGAUAAUCUUUCAAUUUAUCUCCUUUUGCUUCGGUUGUCGGUCAACAGCCUGGAACAAGAUUCUUUCAUAACUACAUCUGAAUGAUGUCUAAGAUGCUAGGUUAGACUGUUGCAUUUCUUAUGGAAGCCGCACCGACCAAGGCAUUUGAACGGCUCCGGCUCCCAAUAUGCCCAAUAUGUGAGUUGUAUACCUGUGGCGAGUCAAUAAAGUCGGUGUGAUUCCCCUUGUUUACCAAAGCUUGCCUAUGUGCGACUUGCAACUUUCCCUCUUGGUGAUAACCUUUCGAAAAUAUUGAUACUUGAAAUUUUCUCGUUGCUUGUUGUUAAGAAAUAUUCCCCUAUUGGAAAACAUGGCAGAUCUUACAGUCGACAACCCUCAAAACCCCGAACAGAGGAGAUCAAAUAGUAUACAGACUGCCAGGUCCGGCUCUGAUUCGAAUUUGUCGUCUAAUAUGGAUUCUAUAUUUUCGAGAGCGUGGUGCCAUAUGUUGGAGCCCGUUCGUCCGUCGGGGUUUGCUGAGUUCGAACUACUCAUUCUAACAUUUUGUACGGGCAUGCAAGAUGCCAUCUCCUUUCCCGACUACCACUGCUUCGCGUCGAACCAGACAGGAAAUACGGUUUUCCUCAUGCUGGCCAUCAUACUACCUCAUCUUAACGGCGAAAUGUUUAUCACGGCAAACAUUGGGUCAGCUCUGGGUUUCUUCCUCUUGGGUGGAUGGUUGACGGGUCAGAUUAGCCACCUCGUUGGCCCACGGCUAAGACUCUGGCUCGUCUGCUGCAACUUCGUCCAGUCAUGCUUGGUAUUCGGCGCAGCGGCUAUGCAGUACCAACGCGGAGCAGGAUUAAAAGGUGGCGACGCUGUGAUAGUUAUAGGACUUCUGGCAUUUGCUUCUGGGAGUCAGGUUGUGCAGUCGCGAUCCCUCCAGAUGACGGAGAUAAGCACAGCGAUGGCCACCGCCGCGUGGAUCGACCUGCUAAUCGAUCCUAAACUCUUCAAGCUAAAUAAUAGACCACGUACAAGGCGUGCCAUGUUUCUUGCGACGCUUGUCCUCGGGUCACUUGCAGGUGCGGGUAUUUACCGAUCCGCCGGGUCUUGGGUAGCCAUUUUGGUAUCGGCUGCUGGGAAGAUGCUUGUGACGGGCAUGUAUUUAUUCAACGGUGCUGAUAAACCCAAGACGACAUCCGGUCAAGAUGCUUGUUAGGUGGGUUAUGCGAAUAUAGUAUGCUGGAUACAUGUUAAAGAGCGAACAUGUACAUAUAGACAAUAUCUACUUAUUAC